Lodderomyces margitis is the source of this 621-nucleotide messenger RNA. It is a transcript of the gene RLP24, whose product is annotated as ATPase-activating ribosome biosynthesis protein. NCBI's taxonomy places the organism in Eukaryota, Fungi, Ascomycota, Pichiomycetes, Serinales, Debaryomycetaceae. Gene Ontology annotation, cellular component: nucleolus. The coding region runs from base 1 to 621 and encodes 206 amino acids. The record is from RefSeq and is a predicted model, not a curated record. Gene Ontology annotation, biological process: ribosomal large subunit biogenesis. The transcript has a single exon.
AUGAGAGUUUAUCAGUGUCACUUCUGUUCAUCACCUGUAUACCCACUUCAUGGGAUAACUUUUGUUCGUAAUGAUGCUAAAGAAUUUAGAUUCUGUCGUUCAAAAUGUCAUAAAGCCUUCAAACAACGUCGUAAUCCACGUAAAUUGAGAUGGACCAAAGCAUUCAGAAAAGCUGCUGGUAAAGAAUUGGUGGUUGAUUCGACUUUAACUUUUGCUGCUAGAAGAAAUGUUCCAGUUAGAUAUAAUAGAGAUCUUGUGGCUACUACAUUGAAAGGUAUGAGCAGAAUAGAAGAAAUUAGACAAAAGAGAGAAAGAGCAUUCUACAAGAAUAGAAUGAAGGAUAACAAGGAAAGAGAUUUUGCUGCUGAUAAGAAAUUGGUUGAAGAUAAUCCAGAGUUGUUGAGAUUAAGAGAAGUCGAGUUGAGAAGAAAGGCCGAGAAACAAGCAGCUAAGGAGAAUGCUAUAGAAGAGGAAGAAUUGGAAGAGGAGGAGGAGGAAGAUGAAGAGAUGAUGAGUGAAGAUGAAGAAAUGGAAAGCCAAAGUGAAAGUGAAAGUGAAGAGGAGACUGAAAAGGUUAAGCAAAAGGUAUUGUUAAAGAACAAGGGAAAGACGAGAAGAUGA